Molecule: messenger RNA, 2895 nt
Organism: Fibroporia radiculosa
Lineage: Eukaryota; Fungi; Basidiomycota; Agaricomycetes; Polyporales; Fibroporiaceae
Exons: 1
Coding region: 1-2895 (964 amino acids)
Source: RefSeq, a predicted model, not a curated record
AUGUCGCCUUCUCACUCCCAUAUCGUAGGCGCCGUCAUAGGCGCAAACCCUCUUUCUCCAGAGGACGACGACGACGAUAUAUGCCCUGUUUGCGAGAGCGAAUGUACUUGCCAGAACAGAGCAAAUCCCGCACAGAACAGCAGACACACAGACGUGGCUCCUUUGUUUCCCUCUACAUCUUCUUCGCACGACUCCGUCGCGUACCCGCCCACAGAAGCAACGGCCGGUGUGCAGUCUCUCAAAAUCAAGCUCACACUCCCUCCCAAUCUGAAAUUUCGCAAGCAAAAUGGUUCGAGACAGUCCAACGUCCUUGCUUCUCAGUCUCGUCCUUCGCUAAUCCCAUCUCUUCCCGAGUCAUUCGACUUGCCAACGACUGGUUCGGAUCCGUCGCGCGCCAAUGCCCACCGUUUAGCGCUCGGCAUCCUCGAUCCUGUUGUUCCCAAACGCAGAGGCCGUCCACCAAAAGUCAUCGUCGCAGCUCGAGAGACGGGGAAUGCUGUGUUGCAAGCUUCCCACAAAACUGCAGUAGUUGGAGGCGCCGAAUCUGUCUACGCACGCGAUCCUGGUUCCUCGGGGGAUGUACCUACUUAUGCACACGGCUUAGGCAAAGGCAAGAAUGUUUCCAAAUACAACCCACCGAGGAAGAGUGUGGCUCUCGCAAAACAGAAGCCCAGGGGCAAAACCACGACAGGCCGAAAAACGUUGGCUGUAGCAAACGGGAAAAACAUACUCAAGGCCUUUCCAUCCGGUAAUUUGAGUGACGAUUCCGUCUCUGGACGGUUUCCUACAUUUAUUUCAGCAGCAUCCACACCAUCCCACACCAGCUCGUCGGAAUCUUCAGACUCGGACUUAUCCUCCUUGGACUCUGAAAUUGAAGAGGAGACGCGGCUGCUCGUGCACGGAGAGCGAGGGAAGGCUUAUGUUCGAAAACAUUCCACCAACAGCUUGGCUGAGAAGAAGCGUCAGCCUGGAUCCGGCGAUUGGGAUAUGCAGUCCAGGAUGACUACCUCGAAUUCUGAAGAAGACGUCGACGUUGGCAUCGACAGCAGUAGUGCUGAGGAAAAUGAAGCAUCAGAGGGCACUGAUGACCAAGUAAGCGAAGAUGACGACCUAGAUGCCGACACAGAAGGUGGCGGACUGGAUGACAUCGACCCGGACAAUGAGGAGACGAGCAGUAGAAUCGGUGUCACUUUCGGUGACGGUGCAGCAAGCUGGAGUGACGACGAUGACGAGUCCUUCGAUGCGGAUUUAUUCUUUGCCAACCUUGAUGGGUCGUCGGAUUCAGAUUCUUCCCCAGCCUUACGUGCUCAUGACCCUUUCGACUUUAUAUCUGACAUGGAGUUCUCAGCUUCACUUUCGGCUGACGAGGAGGAUGCCCUACUGCUCAUGGACAUUGAUCCUACGGUCCAAGUGCGGCGAGGGAAUGGCGAGCUCGAAUUUGGGCUUGAACUCGACAGUCUCUCGUUUGGCUUGGAUGGCCAAUACCUAUUUGCAGGUUCAAGUCCGCAGAGCCUCUUCGAUCUCGGCUUUGGGUUUCAUCACGCCAAUACCGAUUUGGAAAUGCAGGUCGAGACUCAAGAGUCAUCCGAGGCGUUUAGCGAUGGUACCGAAGCGAUCAAUGAAGUGCUGCUCGAGGAGACAGACGGGGAGACGACGGAGGAUGAGCUAGUCGAUUCGGACGGUCUUCCCAAUCGGCUUGCUAUGAUGAUCUUUCGGUGGCCGCAUACAGUCUCCACGAUCAAUCCACUUUCUACGGUCAGUUCUACCACCAGCUUGUCACCACAGGCUCCACCCGAUGCCUCGGAGAGCGUGCGGAUUGCUCUUGCAUCUUACUCUGCCCAGCAAGGCCCGCCUACUACUCCUACAGCUGCUGACAUUUUGGCUGGGAAGAUUCCGCUUGAUGACUUCGAGGAUGUGGAGAUGGAUAAGUCAGUAGGAGAUGCACAGAGAAGACGCCGCAGUAGUGGGCCUGUCAUGGGUGAAUUCGUGGCAGGUUCUGAAAAUGCACAGCCAUCUGCGGUGAUUAAUGGAAGAGGUCCCUGUAUCCCGAGUCCUUUUCCUAGGUCUAAGGUGAGGCAGCGCAGUUCAUUUCACGAGGUGGAGUGCAGCGACACCAGUGCUGAUGCUGUACGUGCCCUUGUGUCAUAUGCUGUUGAAAUUUACCCUAACCCUUCUGAUUUUCAGGUUGAGCCGCCUUCCGAAUCUGUCUUGUCCUCUACUCAAUCCUCCGAUGAGAACCUUCCGCAUUCCCACUUACUCCCGCCUGCUGAAGUCAUUGAUUUGGACGAUGUGCUAGACUCGUCCAUUCUAGAUCCAGAAGCCAUGUCUCACGACCUUGACGAUCAGCCCUACGAGUCGCUGGAAUUAACUCCGAGUGCAACCCCUAGUGCACAUAUCCACAGUCUUAGCCGUUGGGAUCGAAUCCCCAUGGCGACGUUUCGUAGGACUCGAGAGACAGCCAUUGGAUCUGCUGUUGAAGGGUCCACUUCUGACACUGGCCUCAGUGUAUAUGGCGGCAUAGGUUCCUUAAUGGGCACUACGAUGUUGACACCAUCCAAAGCUCAUGACAAGAAGUCUAGUUCGGCUCGGAAACGGUCGAAAGCCAAAACUUCUAACAUGCUCAUGUUACCUAACGAGUUACUCCCUCUUCGAGACGGAGACCAGACGCCGAGACCUACAAGCCCCCGUCAACCAUUCAAGUCGUCGAAAAAAGAAGCGCGAAGAGAAAAGGCAAUGAUGAAACGCAAAAUGAUGACGAAACCCGUUCAGCACCGCCACCAACCGCCGUACCGCGCGCAUCACCAUCAUCCCAAUCACAAGACCCGUGCGUCGAGUUCGGCGCAACGCAUGGGGAACUUUGCUGGUUCGAGCUCUUCCCCUUCGUUUUGCCUGUGA